This is a messenger RNA of Vanrija pseudolonga, 3123 nucleotides long. RefSeq lists its product as uncharacterized. Lineage: Eukaryota; Fungi; Basidiomycota; Tremellomycetes; Trichosporonales; Trichosporonaceae. The record is from RefSeq and is a predicted model, not a curated record. Bases 345 to 3002 code for a protein of 885 amino acids. The transcript has 4 exons.
CCUCAUUACAUCCUACAACUCUUUGCCGUCAUCGUCAACCUUUGCAACAACGACUUGGCAUACACUCCUCACCCACUCCCCUCCAACCUACUGCACCCCCUUCGCGACACAGCACCACCCUUCAUCUACAUACAUACAGACCCGACAAUCAACAAUCCGAUCUCGAUUGGCUAGGCCCAUAGCACACGCGCAGCCCGAACUCUGAACCGACGCCGCCGUCAUCAAGUUUGAUCGGAUCGUGUGAGGGCCUGGGGUUUCUCAAACUCAUCCCAGAACCAUGGGUGGGGCAAUAUGUGGAGUGGAUACCGUCUUUGGCAUCUUCUCUAUGGAACGAAACCACCGAGAUGGCAAACGCAGUCUCCGACGGCGGCGGCGUGCGGCGGCGUGCGGCGGCGUUAGGAACCAAGUGCCUGCCUGCAUCAAAUGGUGUGACCUUGGGAUUAUCAUGGGCUGGCCGAUUGGCCUGGUGGUGGUACCCGGCCAAGAGGGGUGUGUAUGGGCGUCCUAUCCGUCACACAAUGUCCACAUCGGCAGUCUACUCUCCACACCAACCAUCUUCUUCCACUCUGCCAACAACAUCCGAGUCGACCGUUCUUACCAGCACACGCUACAGCCGCGGACGGUCGGCCAGCAACUUGCAACGCGCAAACAGCUCUUCCCCUCCUCCUCGCCCCAAACUCACACGCGCUCAACGGAGCCAGUCGACCAAAGAACAGUCACCCGACAAGAUGUCGGCAAGCUCCAGUCGCGCCAGUGCCGCACACGCCUCUGCGUCUGAUGACGCCGUCGAGGCUCAGGUUGCCUUGGACACUGGACUCGACACCAACAAACAAAACGAUGAUGACGACAGGAUGGAUGCCGACGAGGAGGGCGAGCCAGAACUCGACAACCUCGACCACGACAUUGAACCCGAAACGGCUGAUAGCCCAGUGGCGGGGAAUGAGUCGGGAAUGGAAGAAACCCCUGACCCUCCUGCAGAGUCAGCCGUGCCGCAUCAAAAGAUCAUGCUCGUCAUUGCCCGCAAGAGAAAGGUCGACGACGACACGACGACUGUCAGCUCUGAAGUUGGUCUGGAUACUCCAGCUAAUGCUGCAACGCCGGGAACCAGCGACCUCCCCGGCGCGGAAGAAUCAGCAGGCGAGGCCGUUGGUGACGACGACAAGCCACCCGCCAAGGCCCCAAGUGCCGCCUCCGAAGGCGUCCAUGCCACGGACGCCACAGCAGCCACCUCUACUUCGACCACGGACGCUGAGGCUGAGGCAGCAGCGACUGCCGCUGCUGUUGCUGCCGCAGCAGCGGCAGCUGAAGCCGAAGCUGCAAAGCCCAGACGUGCCCCUCGAAAGCGUCGAAAGUGGCUCAGGAAGGGCGAAGUGGACCCUGAUGACCCAAAGGCAGUGGCGGAACAAAAGGCACGCCAUGCGUUGAUCGACGCCGCCCUUGUUGCACUCGACGAGCAGGAGAAUCUUGUGCUUGACGGUACCCACCCAACCCUUAUCGCUCUAUGGGAGGAGCUCGACCGAAGACGUGAUCUUUUGAGGUCUCGGCUUGACACUGAGAUUGAGCUCGAACUGGAAGAGCUCGAAGGUUUCAGGAAAGAGCGAAUUAAUCAAACCCACUUUCAGUUCCAUGCUGAUUGUGAGGACCUGGCACUCGAGCUCAUGUUUGAGAACAGGCGCAAGAUGUCUCGUCUUGUUGCCGAGAAGACAUACCUCGACCGACACAAGGCAUCUACAAAACGCAAGUACACCAACAUGCCCACUCUGGGCGAAGGCCGUGGCUCGGGCGGCUGGCCUGUCCCUACCUCCAAGCUGCUCUCAAAUGGCACCGAGCCUACAGUUGAAACCUUUGUCGAUGGCGAGUCGCGUGAACGGCGCGACAUUGUUCUCGGUGUCAAGCCCAUCGCCGAGGACGACCUUGAGGACGACAUGAUUCGCAUGGGCCUGAUAGAACCAAGACCCGAGAAGAUCAGGUCGUCCCCAGAACCCGCCGUGCGCCCGCUGGUGUAUGCAGAGGCCGAACUACCCCCUCGAUCGUGGUCGAGGCCGCCUACUCAGGACCCAGCGUACGCCCCGAACAAGGCGCCCUUCGCACGACAACCCUCAUCCACGACGGCCCCAGCCUACCCCGACAACAAGUCUUACUCGACUGCUGAGCCCGUGUACCGCCGACCCUCUCCUCCACAGGUUGCAGCAGCUGUGGCCUCUGCCCCUCCCCCGCCACCUCAGCUUGGACGACCAAGAGACUUUGAUGUCUACCGCCAGCGUUCAUCAGACAAUGUCGAACCUGAGCGUGAAAUCCUCCCCGCCCCACGCUUGUUUGACCGACCUCCUGCACCCAGGCAUCCUGGACCAUUUGACGCGCCACCACCGCACUGGAUCAAUGACCCUCGGGAUCCUCGAGCAGAGCCUCCGCUCGCGCCCCCGCCUCGAGCCGACCCACGCGAUAUCCGGGCCGACCUUCGGGAUCCGCGCGCGGACCAGCGCGUUGACCCACGAGUCGACCCCCGUGCAGACCAUCACAUUGAUCCUCGUGUCGAUCCACGUGUUGAUCCUAGAGGCGAUCCUCGCGACCUUCGGCACGAGCCUCUUGCGGAUCCCCGCAACCUGCGCGGUGACCCUCGUGAUCCUCGUGGUGCUCCCCCUCCUCCCUCGCGCUACGACGACCCACCAGGUGGCUGGUGGGGAUCCUCGAGACCCGUCCCCCCUCCAGUCCCUUUCCACGAGCGCUCUCACAGUGGCCGAUUCGCCCCACCACCACCACCUCCUCCCGCCGCUGGCCUUGGCUCUGCUCGUCAUCCCCCUCCACCACCACUGCCCUCGUCCGGUGGCCCACCCGCCGGCGACCCAUACUUUUGGAGAAACGAUUGGAACGGAGGGGCGCCACCUCCCCGUGACUAUUACGCGCGCGACCGAUAUGGGCACCCACCACCUCCCGACCAAGGUCGCAUGUACCCGCAAGGCUCGAGUACGCCUGCAGCGUAUGCCACGUCGCGCGGCCCAUAGAAGCUCUCGCACUUCAAACCUAGCAUCAUCAGCAAAAUCUUGCUCUUCACUCACUUCAACUAUUUAGCAUCUUUGUUCUAUGUUGGCCCACGGGUUCCUGUUUGAGAUGGCGUCAUGUCAC